Microthlaspi erraticum is the source of this 897-nucleotide messenger RNA. The record is from the annotation of a GenBank genome assembly. NCBI's taxonomy places the organism in Eukaryota, Viridiplantae, Streptophyta, Magnoliopsida, Brassicales, Brassicaceae.
AUGAUUUUACCAAAGCAGUAUCGCUGCACACACUCGCCAAGCUGCCAGUGCACGAAAGGCCAUCUAAGCGAAGACGUCUUGUUGCUAGUCUUCCAACAUUUGAACUGGAAUCCAAAGCUAGUUGCUACACUUUCCUGUGUGUGCAGAUGGUUUGAUGACUUUGCCAAACGAGUACUAUGGAAAGAGUUCUGCAAGACUCGUGCACCCAAAAUGAUGCUUGAUUUGCAAUCCAGCGGUAGUCACUGCAUCGACGGUAACUGGAGAGCCCUUGGGAAGCUUCUCAUCUACUGUUCAGGAUGCACACAAGGCGGUCUUUUCAACAGCUCGGUUCAAAUCCCGGGCCACUUUGUUUACAGAACCAGAUUCUCGAGAACACUGGGAAGAAGCCUCCUUCCACCUCAGUGUAGAACCGAUGUGCUCUACGUUUGUGAUCCAUGUGAGCAUCUUGAUCAAGGAGAAGAAGGUGAUGUUGGUCUGUUCCGUGGGAUUUUCAAGUCGUUUCCCACAUCUAAAGUCCGGAAAGUGAUCAUUAACAAGGCGGUUCCUUUUCAUCCGUCCGAGGUUUGUCCGUAUUGUAAAGCUAGGCUAUGGAGCAUGCUGCAAGCUAAGAUAAUACCUCAGAGUGCUUGCAUUCGCUUGGAAGCUUAUGAAGACUGCAUUGAGUAUUUCGUUUGCCUUAACGGACAUUUGCUUGGUAUCUGCACUCUUGCGCCUUUGUCUGAUUCAGAAGAUGCAAAUCCGAGCGAAGAUAGUAAUCAGAUAGAGAAGAAACAAGACAAUUGCAUUGCUAAAGAGAACAUAUUGAAGAGGAGAAAUUCUUUGUUGGGUGGAAGUGAAAACGGACCUUCACCUCAAAAACGACUGACCAAUUCGAAUCGAUGUAACAUUGAUGUGUGA